Ruditapes philippinarum (Manila clam) is the source of this 1694-nucleotide messenger RNA. Its product is annotated as ATP-binding cassette sub-family C member 3-like. Gene Ontology annotation, biological process: transmembrane transport. Gene Ontology annotation, molecular function: ATP binding; ABC-type transporter activity; ATP hydrolysis activity. The record is from RefSeq and is a predicted model, not a curated record. Bases 1 to 1098 code for a protein of 365 amino acids. NCBI's taxonomy places the organism in Eukaryota, Metazoa, Mollusca, Bivalvia, Venerida, Veneridae. Gene Ontology annotation, cellular component: membrane. The transcript has 9 exons.
AUGACAUGUGACAUGAUAUUAAAGCUACAAAGUAAGCUGUAUGAACUAUUUCAGAGGUUUUAUCUUCCAACAGCACGACAGAUGAGAAGAACAGAGUCUGUUAAACGAUCACCUGUUUAUAACCACUUCAGUGAGACGAUUACUGGUGCCAGUGUUAUACGAGCAUAUAGAUGUCCGGACCGAUUUGUGCGGGAAUCCAGACAACGCAUUGAUGAAAAUAUCAAAUUUUAUUACGCCGCAAUAUCUGGCGCAAGAUGGGUAGGAUGGCGACUUGAACUGAUGGGAAAUUUCGUGGCGUUCUUGGCGGCAUUGUUUGCCCUAGUUUCCUAUGAUUUAAACGGCGCGCAAGUUGGGAUGUCGGUCACCUAUGCUGUGCAACUUACAAUAACCUUGAACUUCGGAGUGUUUGCAAUCAGUGAGAUGGAAAUGAACAUCAUAUCAGCUGAACGUGUCACUGAAUAUACCACCCUACAACCCGAGGCCAGCUGGGAUAAGGGCAGUAGUUCACAUCAUUUAGCUCAGUGGCCACAGUUUGGUAGGAUUGACUUUCAGGGAUACAAGACCCGGUAUAGAGAAGGUCUGGAUCUGGUGUUACAUGGAAUACACUGUACUAUCAGGGAGGGAGAAAAGGUUGGGAUAGUUGGUAGAACGGGAGCCGGGAAAUCUUCGCUAGCCCUCGCUCUUUUCCGGCUGAUAGAAUCGGCGGACGGUGCUAUAAUGAUUGAUGGUGUAGAUAUAUCAACACUGGGUCUUCAUGAACUGAGACAAAAACUAACUAUACUUCCACAGAGUGUCGGACAAAGACAAUUAGUUUGUUUAGCACGGACACUCUUACAUAAAACAAAGAUUCUCAUACUAGACGAGGCAACUGCAGCUGUUGAUAUGGAGACGGAUGACCUCAUUCAAGAUACCAUCCGUAAACAAUUCAGUGAGUGUACAAUAUUAGCAGUUGCUCAUAGACUUAGUACAGUAAUGGAUUAUGACAGGAUAAUGGUCCUAGACAAAGGUAAACUGGCAGAGUUUGAUACACCAGCAUUCCUGUUAGAUAACACUGAAAGCAUAUUCUAUGGAAUGGCGAAAGACGCCGGCAUUGUUUGACGUCAUACGUGUCGAUCUGUGUCGAAAUGUGUGACGUAAUGUACCAGAAACAAGAAGCUUACUGUUGUCAUUAUUCUCAGGCAGUUAUUGAUUCUAUCUAUUCAAGAUGACACAUCCAACGUUUACUUUAUUAUUUUAAAACGAGAUACGAAUAUUCCACGCUAUAUUGUUGAAUAUAGGCCUACUCUAUCUUUUAUUUUGCACGUUUGUAACGUCGCUUUUCAUUGGAUAAUAUUGAUGUUUAUAUAGAUUAUGUCUAUUAUGUGAAACUUACAAAUGAACGUUAAUUUAAGAAUAAAAAUUUAAAUGCAGAAAUUAUAUCUCACAAUGUUUUUAUUUUGUAUUGUUUUUGUUUUAAGUCACACCGACACCAAAAUAGUCAUAUAGUGACAUUAACGCCGGUGACCGUCCGUGCUUUAUUCAGUCACGAACUGGCACCUGACUAGAGCAAACGACAAUCCCUAAGCUAGUACAGAGAAUGUUGUAUAAUUUUCAUAACUUGUUCACUUACAAGUAUAUCGUUAUAACAAACUAAUUGAAGUCACGUGAUGUACAAUUAAGAGAGAGAAAACACACUACAGAGCAACUUUUUUAAA